Messenger RNA from Helicoverpa armigera (cotton bollworm), 1079 nucleotides. RefSeq names its product transmembrane protease serine 9. The record is from RefSeq and is a predicted model, not a curated record. Gene Ontology annotation, molecular function: serine-type endopeptidase activity. Gene Ontology annotation, biological process: proteolysis. NCBI's taxonomy places the organism in Eukaryota, Metazoa, Arthropoda, Insecta, Lepidoptera, Noctuidae. The transcript has 6 exons. Bases 27 to 1079 code for a protein of 350 amino acids.
UAAAAUUUUAAUUUGUCGAGAAAUGCAUGAAAUUCAUAGUUUGUAAAGAAUGUAUUAGUUUUUGCGAAAUUCAUGGUGAAAUGAAUAUUUCUUUUGUUACAAUAAUUGCAAUAUUCCAUGUGAUCGCUAACUUUUUCUUACAGGUUUGCUUUUGUCAUGAUAUACCUUUUUUCCCGAGAAACCUGUCAUUGCGAAUUUUUAAAGGUUUGCCAGCAGAACUUGGAGAACUUCCCUAUCAGAUUGCUUUCAAAGAAAGACAUCAUCAAGAUCAAAAUUUGUUUUACACGUUUUGUGGUGGCGCAAUCAUUGGCCCUACUAAAAUAGUAUCAGCUGCACAUUGCUUCCUCGACGAAAAGCCAACGUUUUUAGGAUUAUGUUUGGAAACUCGUGUAACAAAUCUGGACAAUAUAUAUGCAGUUGCAGCCACCCUAAGAAAUACAGCUCGCAGUAUGCAGAAGCAUGAGCAAUGGCGGAGUAUACGUAACAUUACUUAUCCUAAGGGAUACAGUUUUCCUCAUUAUGAUUUAGCUAUUUUGUUUGUAAUGGAGCCUUUUGAAUUCAACAAUUAUGUGAAACCUGUAAAGCUUGCACAUAAAUUUGAAGACUAUGAGGGUCUCUGCUUGGUUUCGGGGUAUGGGAUGAUCUCAAGUAGGCUAAUAUCUGACACUCUGUUGAAGGCUCACAUACUUGUUUUUUCUAAUUCCUGGUGCACUAAAUAUCACCGCAAAGAUAUGUCACUGUUCGUUUGCACAUCUCGAAGCGAUGCAGAUGUCGGAAAGGGUGAUUCUGGAGGUCCUCUAGUUUGCUCACGUAAUAAUAUCAGACCAGGAGAGGAUGAACAAAUUUUGAUUGGUGUUGUAAAUGGAUAUUUUGAUGUACAUUCAUUUUUUGCAAGAAUAUCCGAAUACCACGGUUACAUACAGAGAAACCGAAGCGAGAAACCUUCAAUAGUUUAUUUGCAAGUCACUAUGGCUUUAAUACAAUAUACUUAUUCUUUUAGUUGUGAUUUAUUUGUGUUUUAUUGUAUAAAACCCUUAUAUACAAGUUCCUCAACGCCGGAAAAAUAUCAAAACCGUUAA